AUGAACGUCCAACGUGUGCUGAAGGUACCGGGCCGGUUCCGCCUGAUUAAGCUCGCUGUGCUAGGGCGGCAGGCUGACGUCGGGGACGCGGGCCUGGACCGAGAGCGGCUGUGCGGCCAGGCCCCUCAGUGCGUGCUGGCCUUCGACGUGGUCAGCUUCUCCCAGGAGCAGUUCCGACUGGUGCACGUGGAGGUGGAGGUGAGGGACAUCAAUGACCAUGCGCCGCGCUUCCCCCGGGCCCAGAUUCCAGUGGAGGUGUCCGAGGGCGCGGCGGUGGGCACGCGCAUCCCCCUGGAGGUGCCCGUGGACGAGGACGUGGGCGCCAACGGGCUGCAAAGCGUGCGCCUGGCCGAGCCCCACAGCCCCUUCCGCGUGGAGCUGCAGACGCGCGCGGACGGUGCCCAGUGCGCCGACUUGGUGCUGCUGCAGGAGCUGGACCGCGAGAGCCAGGCCACCUACAGCCUGGGGCUGGUGGCCCAGGACGGCGGCCGUCCGCCGCGCUCCGCCACGGCCGCCCUCAGCGUGCGCGUGCUGGACGCCAACGACCACAGCCCGGCCUUCCCGCAGGGCGCCGUGGCCGAGGUGGAGCUGGCGGAGGACGCGCCCGUGGGCUCGCUCCUGCUAGACCUGGACGCGGCGGACCCCGACGAGGGCCCCAACGGCGACGUGGUGUUCGCCUUCGGGGCCCGCACCCCGCCCGAGGCGCGCCGCCUCUUCCGCCUGGACCCGCGCUCCGGCCGCCUCACCCUGGCGGGGCCCGUGGACUACGAGCGCCAGGACACUUACGAACUGGACGUGCGGGCGCAGGACCGCGGCCCCGGGCCCCGCGCCGCCACCUGCAAGGUCAUCGUGCGCCUCCGCGACGUCAAUGACAACGCUCCGGACAUCUCCAUCACCCCGCUGGCCGCCCCAGGCGCGCCUGCUGCCUCGCCCUUCGCCGCCGCCGCCGCCGCUCUUGGCGGGGCGGAGGCGACCUCGUCGACCGGGCCUGGGACGCCGGAGGCGAGCGCCGUCUCGCUGGUGCCGGAGGGGGCGGCGCGCGAGAGCCUGGUGGCGCUGGUCAGCACCUCGGACAGGGACUCGGGCGCCAACGGGCAGGUGCGCUGCGCCCUCUACGGGCACGAGCACUUCCGGCUGCAGCCGGCCUACGCGGGCAGCUACCUGGUGGUGACCGCGGCGUCCCUGGACCGCGAGCGCAUCUCCGAGUACAACCUGACGCUGGUGGCCGAGGACCGCGGCGCGCCCCCGCUGCGCACCGUGCGGCCCUACACGGUGCGCGUGGGGGACGAGAACGACAACGCGCCGCUCUUCACGCGGCCGGUCUAUGAGGUGUCAGUGCGCGAGAACAACCCGCCCGGGGCCUACUUGGCCACGGGGGACCCCGUCACGGGGCGGCUGAGCGCACGACGGAGUUUUAACCUCGAGGAACUGGCCAGCCUGCAGCUAGGGCUGGAGGCGCUGGACGGCGGCUCGCCGCCGCUGCGAGGCCGGGCCACCGCGGGGCUGCAGAUGCAGGGCCAGGACGAGCGCGCGCCCUGGCUGGUGACCCCGCGACUCGUCGAUGGCUCAGCCCUGCUGCCUCUGCCCUAG
This is a messenger RNA of Rangifer tarandus platyrhynchus (Svalbard reindeer), 1590 nucleotides long. Lineage: Eukaryota; Metazoa; Chordata; Mammalia; Artiodactyla; Cervidae. The record is from the annotation of a GenBank genome assembly.